GGUAAAUGUCAAGAAUUACUGAAUAAAGGUGGAAGAAUCUUUAUAUGCACCAAUGAGUUGUCAAAUGAGAAAAGUUGUAUUUCAAAAAUUGCAACAAAGGGUCCAACUGGAAAUAUUAUAAAUCACUUAGCAGUUGUAUAUCAGAUAUUCAAAAGUACACCUGUACCCAGAAAAUCAACUAAUCAAAAUAAACUAUUUAUGCCCAUAACUCAAGAAAAGCAAAAACAUCUUGAAUUUCUUCUUUAUGAAUGGAUUAUUUUAGGGGCUUUACCUAUAAGCAUGCUUGAAACUUCUUCAUUCUGGUGUUUUAUUAAUAAUCUUAUGCCUAUCUUUAAUAUUCCUAAUCAUAAAAGAUUUCAAAAUAAGAUUUUUGAAUCUAAAACUUAUGUAAGUUUAAAAAGUUCAGAAUUAUUAGAACAUGAAGCAAGUUGGCUAAAAGAAGUUAUUUUGGCAAUUAAAUAUCUCCCAUAUCCUCAUUCUGACAACAGCAGUAAUAUGAAGAAAGCACUUAAUCAGAUUUCUUGGAUUAAAAGGGUCUCAUAUACAGCAUAUACUAUUCAGUUGGUAGUUGGAAAAGGAAUGUUGUCAGCCAAAGUUUUAAUUGCAAGAGCAAAAAGACUAAUUAGUUUUUUUACUCGUCCUAAACAAAAUGAGAGAUUAAUUAAUGUUCAAAAACAAUAUGCCGUAAGUACAGAUGUUGAGGAGAAGUCAAUAAAUGAAUCACAAUUAGUUUUUUAUCAUGCGCUUACUGACUGUGAAACAAGAUGGUCAAGUACUUUCAAUGCAUGGGGUUAUUUGUUAAUUUUAAAGCUAUUUAUCGAGAUUCUUUCUACAACUAUGAAUGUAACAAAUGCUGAUGCAGAAACAAAAAAAGAUGGAAAGCAGUUAAAAAAAAUUAAUCUAACUUUUGAAGAAUGCUCUUUUAUCAAUGAAGUUAUGCCAAUUCUUGGCCUAUUCGCUGAAACCAUCGAAAGGCUGAAAGGAAGCCAAUAUUCGACAAUAAGUUAUAUAUACCCUGCAAUACAAAAAAUUAAAUCAAGACUUUCUUUUUUUGUAACUAUGGAUAAAAAUGAUAGUGAUAAUGAAAAUGACUUGGAGGAUGCUUUUGAUAAAUUACAAAUUGAAGAUGAUGCAGAAGAUGAUAAACUAAAGUCCUCACAAAAAAGAUUAAGAACAAAAUUAUAUGGUGAAAGUUUGUUCAAUUCUUAUAGUUCUGAUGUUGAUAAAGUCGAUAAAUAUUUGACAUUACAAGAAAUCUCUAAAGAUCAAAAUGCUCUAACAUGGUGA
Cetraspora pellucida is the source of this 1287-nucleotide messenger RNA. NCBI's taxonomy places the organism in Eukaryota, Fungi, Glomeromycota, Glomeromycetes, Diversisporales, Gigasporaceae. The record is from the annotation of a GenBank genome assembly.